GAUACAUAAAAAGGAAAAAUGGAGCCCUCUUUCAAAGUGCGAAACCAAUGGUUUUGCUAAUUUCAUUUGUGUGUGUUUUAAAUUCAAAUCUAACCUCAGGACGUAAGAUUAAUAUUAUCAAUAUCAAAGAUGGCCAAGAGUCUGCUAAAGUGGGGUCCAGUCACUACUGCUACCUCAACCCCAUUGUCCCAGGCUGGAAGGAAACAUGGACACGAAUCCAAAUCAGAGUAUGGAGCGCAAAGCAGUUAAAGGUGACUAUUGCGGAGGAUGAAGAGAAGCUACAGGAGCUGGAACACUUCAGUGUCUGGGGUCUGAUGCAGUACCUAAUGAAUGAGCAGACCAAUGAAACCACCAUCCGCAUCAAUCUGUUCAGCACAAAGACCUGCUUCAAGAUUGACCCUGUUGACCCUGCAGCAGAGUACACUCUGAAGCCCAUCCGAAAGUUUGACAUUUUCCUGUUUCUGACAUUCCUGGCUGGAGUUCUGUUGUUCGCCUUUGCAGACUCACUCAGCAGGAGUCAGGUAUUCUAUUACUCGGCUGGAAUGAGCACAGGGUUGAUUGCAUCCCUCAUCAUUCUGAUCUUCAUCAUGGCACGCUUUUUGCCCAAGAAAAGCCCAUUCUAUAUGGUGAUCGUUGGUGGCUGGUCUUUCUCACUAUAUGUCAUCCAGCUGGUGUUCAGGAACCUGCAGCUGAUUCUAAGGGAGCACUGGCACAUAGCUUUUGGCUACACUGCCGUGGUGGGCUUCAUCAGUUUUGCUGUGUGCUAUCGACAUGGCCCUCUAGUGGAGGAGAGGAGCAUCAACAUACUGUCUUGGACAUUGCAGUUGUUUGGCCUGCUUCUGAUCUAUGCUGGGAUUCAGGUUCAGCAAGUUGCAUUGGCCAUCAUCGUUGCUGCAUUCUGCUCUAAGAACUUGGAUUACCCGGUUUCAUUGGCCCUUCUUACUUGGCGUAAAGUCAAGCCAAAACUACGAUGGAAGCUGGAGCCUCGACGGCUGCUGACAGAGGAGGAGUUCCAGAGACAGGGAGAGGAGGAGACACGACGUGCACUGGAGGAGCUGAGGAUGUACUGCAGCAGUCCAGACUUCAGCACCUGGAAGACUGUCUCUCGACUUCAGUCCCCAAAAAGGUUUGCAGAUUUCGUCGAGGGCUCACCUCACCUAAUAUCUAAUGAGAUUUCAGUGCACGCACAGGAAUACGGAUCUUUCUUUGAGGAUGAUUUCUUUGACACAGAUGAGGACGAUGACGACGACGAUGAUGGUGGUGGUGGUGGUGGUGGUGGUGAGGAGAAUAUAGUGAAUGCAUCAAAAAUAGAUGGAGACCUUGGAUGGAACAACAGAGAUGUGAUAAUGUGAAGAUGGCUCUACGUUUUCUUUCUAUGGCAAGGUUAACACAGGCCCUCACAGCUCUCCUACACCCCUAUGACUGGUGUUCAUGAAUCACCGUGGAGACAGUGGAAUCUGUUUAUUAGUAAACCUGAGUUGGUGUCUUGCAUCCAGGUUGAUCAUACUGUAGACUUUUGACAGCAACAACCAGAUUUGUGCCAGACCCUGAGUGAGAACUGAUUUAGCUGUCGGUUUUGAAUUCUGCUCCCAAACCACUUGACAAGGGGUAUAAUAAACAUAAUUAAUGAGGUAGCCAGCAAAAUAUGAUGAACCAAAAAUAACUAUAAUUUUCUGGUGCAUUAUAUUUAUGCACUUUUGACCAGUCACAACAUCUUUUCACAUCAGAUCUUUUUUUAGAGCUGAUUUGACUGGUCAAAAGAAGACCAAUAAGGGAAUAAAAGUCUGAAUUGGCCUAUGUGAAAAAGUCAAUUUGACUAUGCCUUCUUCAUGCCAAUCUUUCUGAAAUUUAAAGGUAUAUCUAUAAAGGAUGUUUUUUAAAAUCUGCUGGCAUGUCAUUGAUCGUGCUUCGUACUACACCCUUUCGCAAGCAAAGGUCUGUGAUGGUGACUAAAGUGUUUUAUUUUUUAUUCCUGUCCUCACUGGUAAAGUGCAGGGCCUAUGUUUGGAGAAGUGCUAAUGUAAAAUGUUUCCUUUGGUAUUGAUGAUAUUACAUGGCUGUCUUUAUUGCUACAGGUUUAGGUUAAUGGAGUGAUGUGCAACUGGCAUCUGAGUUGGUAGUUUGUUAUUUGAAGCAACAUGUUUACAACUUGUGUGUGUGUGUGUAUACAUAUUGAGAUGUUUGUGUGAAUAUUAUACUAUGCAAUUAUAUUUGGUUAUGUAGAAUACUGUGAUGGUUGGGAUUUUGCUGACGUUGAUCCAGCUUUAAUCUAUUAAACCAACAUCAUUAGCCAGUCAGUAAUGUUUAACAUUUUAUGCAAUAGAGCAGAAUACCACAUUCAAGGUCCAUUAGUGGGCAGAGUGUAAAGCAGUCCCUGGGUACAGUGCUUGAACUUUGAGUAACCAGUCCAAAUAGUACAGAAACAACUUCAACUUGUAUACCAUCGCAUUCAGGGUUCAAAGCACUCGGUGCAAUUGUUACUCUGUGAAAUUAGGUAUGCAGACACUGCCUGUGAAGAUCUGGGCCUAAGUGUCUGGGUAAGAGUGCUGAUCUAGAAUCAGGUAUGCUUUGGGCUGUAUGACCAGGUACUUCACUAGACAAUCAUGUGGAUGACAAUAAAUGUAUUGUAUUGUAAAACACUGAGAUACAAUCUCCAUCAGGGGAAUUUCCACCAGCACUGUUGCCCAUAAAAGGGGAAUAUGGAGUAGAAACCUCUAGAAAGAUGGUAUUGAAUAAUGUAGUUGUUUUACUAUGGCACACAAAUAGGGGGCACCAUAUACCUUUCAUCUGGAGAGGAGUGUUUCAUCUAUUCAGAACACUGCUAAUCUAUUUUUGCCACUGAUAUAAACUACACAUUAUUAAUUACAAAUACAAAACAGAAAAUUAUUGUUUGCUAAUCUAUUUUUGCCACUGAUAUAAACUACACAUUAUUAAUUACAAAUACAAAACAGAAAAUUAUUGUUUGCGUAAGUAUUCACCCCCCUCUUCCGUCAGUAUUUUACUGAGGCUCCUUUGGAAGCAAUUGCUGCCAUGAUUCUAUUUGGUUAAUUCUACUAGUGUUGCAUGUCAACUCCAGCAUUUUCUUGGCUGUCUGCUUUAGGUUGUUCUCUUGCUGAAAGAAAUGUU
This is a messenger RNA of Esox lucius (northern pike), 3126 nucleotides long. RefSeq names its product nuclear envelope integral membrane protein 1 (gene nemp1). Gene Ontology annotation, cellular component: nuclear envelope. The record is from RefSeq and is a predicted model, not a curated record. NCBI's taxonomy places the organism in Eukaryota, Metazoa, Chordata, Actinopteri, Esociformes, Esocidae. The coding region runs from base 48 to 1352 and encodes 434 amino acids. The transcript is spliced from 9 exons.